Messenger RNA from Aspergillus campestris IBT 28561, 1215 nucleotides. RefSeq lists its product as uncharacterized. Bases 1 to 1215 code for a protein of 404 amino acids. The record is from RefSeq and is a predicted model, not a curated record. Lineage: Eukaryota; Fungi; Ascomycota; Eurotiomycetes; Eurotiales; Aspergillaceae. The transcript has 5 exons.
AUGGCCCAGAUCUGUGACAUGCCGGAAAUAUGGGAGCGCUCUGGCUUCACGGCCUACAACCAGACCGAAUUAGACAUCAUCGCACGGUCCUGCACGAUCUUCAACGGAAACCUCCACGUGCACGAGAGCUUCACGGGCCGUUUCUACCUGCCUAAUGUCCGACACAUUGUCGGCCAUCUAGGGCUCCAUAUCUAUGACGAGCCAAACGAUGGUCAGCCCAGGCCCAAACUGACCUCGUUCGAGCUGCCCGAUCUGGAGACGGUCGACGGCGGGGUCUCUUUGAUUGGCAUGUCGGGCCUGAAGAGUAUAUCGAUGCCGAAGUUACGCUCGGUGGACUGGCACGUCGGCGCGGAUGCUGCUGAAGAGGUGGAUCUGCGGUCGCUGGAGGCAGUCGGGACCAUCGAUAUUGGAGGCGCCCUCUCUACUUUGCGACUCGACGCCUUGGAGGAAGCCGAGAAGCAUCUUGUGAUCUCAAAAGAAUGCGAAGAUGUGCCUCCGACUCCCGCUCUGGCGGUUUUCCUCCCUUCCUUAACCAAGGCGGGCGACAUACAAUUGAAGGGAAGAUUCUCUCGUGUCGCCAUGCCGCAACUUUCCAAUAUCUCAUUUGGCGAUUCACCCUGGAGCUCUUUCGAGCUAGACGCUUGUGGUGGCCCGCCAUUCGAAGUCUCCUUACCACAGCUGGCCCAUGUCAGUAUGGAUAUGGAUAUAAGUGGUGGGAUUCAGAGCUUGUCCAUUCCCAGCUUGAAGAACAUGACUAGCCCAUUCCGGCUCAAUACGACCGAGCAGCUGGACCUUACUCUCCCUUUCGUGGAGGCAGAUGCCGUUAAGUUAUAUGGCAACUUAACAAGCAUUGAAUUUCCCAACUUGCAUGUCGCUGCGUCUAUAAACGUCAGUUCCACGGUCCCGUUUGACUGCGGGGCCCUGAAGAAAUCGGUGGAUCCGGCCAUUCAGGGUCCGAAAGACUGGCAUAACAAAUGCACUGCACCGGCAGGCCCAGGACUCAGUCCCGCUGCUAAGAUCGGCAUCGGAGUUGGGGUGGGCGUUGGUGGUCUGGUGGUUAUCGCUGCGGGCCUGUGGUUCUUCCUUCGGCGCAGGAAGCAAACGAAGCGCUUGAAGUCGGAGUCGAUUGCCCACAUCCAGGACAUGCCACCGUCGUACGCAGAGACCCGAAACCAAGAUCAUCCGCCGGAGUAUGCCUCCACUCAUGCAAGGUGA